Molecule: messenger RNA, 1767 nt
Organism: Ochotona princeps (American pika)
Lineage: Eukaryota; Metazoa; Chordata; Mammalia; Lagomorpha; Ochotonidae
Gene: PXMP4
Product: peroxisomal membrane protein 4
Exons: 4
Coding region: 81-719 (212 amino acids)
Cellular component (GO): peroxisomal membrane
Source: RefSeq, a predicted model, not a curated record
ACCUUGGGCUGUGCAGCCGGAACCAGCGGCUGUCCGUGUGCGUCCAGCUCCGUCCCUCCACCUCGCGCGCGAUCCGUGCUAUGGCCGCCCCGCCGCAGCUGCAGGCUCUGCUCCUGGCCGUCAACACACUGCUGCGCAAGCGCCGCUACCACGCUGCCUUGGCGGUACUUAAAGGCUUUCGGAACGGAGCCGUCUAUGGAGUCAAGAUCCGGGCCCCCCAUGCGCUGGUCAUGACCUUCCUCUUCAGGAGUGGCAGCUUGAGGGAGAAGCUGCGAACCAUCCUGCAGGCCACCUACACCCACUCCCGGAACCUGGCCUACUUUGUGUUCGCCUACAAGGCUCUCUGCAGCCUGCAGUCCCACGUACAGGGCAAGACCCACCAGUUGCAUCCAUUCCUGGCUGCCUUCAUCGGGGGUUUCCUGAUAUUUGGAGAGAACAAUAACAUCAACAGCCAGAUCAACAUGUACCUGACGUCCCGGGCGCUGUUUGCUCUGUGCCGCCUGGGCGUGGAGAAAGGCUACAUCCCUCAGCUCAAGUGGGACCCGUUCCCGCUGCACACGGCGGUCAUCUGGGGGCUGGUGCUGUGGCUCUUUGAGUACCACCGCUCUACGCUGCAGCCCUCACUGCAGUCCUCCAUGACCUACCUCUACGACGACAGCAAUGUGUGGCACGACAUCUCAGAUUUCCUCAUCUUCAACAAGAGGCGCCCCUCCAAGUAGGCGCUAAUGGGGACUCCUCCGCCGCCACCCCGCAGGCUCCAGGCAGUGGCUGUCUGUGGCUCGAGGUCUGCCUCACCAACGAACCCUCACAGAUGGGUCUCAGAAUCACCCCGCACACUCCCGCCUCUUUUAUCCCAGGGUUCCAUGUGCCCAAGGAGAAGCACUGGCGCUCAAGUCCCUGGAGGGGCUCUGGAGUGGCGGAGCAGAGGGCGGAGAGGAGUCUCGGGGUUGGUUCCCACUGUGCUGCUGGGUCCUGCAGGACAAGUCCCUCCUGCCUCGGGGCUCCAGCUUCCUGGAGCUCAGAGAGGAGGACACUGAGGCCUCUCUCUCUGGUGGGUGCCUUCUUUUUCCACUGUUUUCUUACGUAAAUGAAGGGUGAUUGGUAGAUAGGGUUGCAGCUGCUUGUUAAAAAAAACCGUGGAUUUCCGGCCAAGCAUGGUAGCGUCCUCACCUUGCACACACCGGGAUCCCAUAUGGGCGCCGGUUUUAAUCCCGGCAGCCCCACUUCCCAUGCAGCUCCCUGCUUGUGGCCUGGGAAAGCAGUCAAGGACGGCCCAAAGUUUUUGAGCCCAGCACCCAUGUGGGAGACCGAGAGGAGGCUCCUGGCUCCCUACUUCGGCCGUUGCGGCUGCUUGGGGAGUGAACCAGCAGAUGGAAGGUCUCUUCUUCUCUGUCUCUCCUCCUCUCUGUAUAUCUGACUUUCCAAUAAAAAUAAUAAAAUAAAUCUUUAAAAAAAUGUGGAGUUCCCUGCUCAGGGGCUGAUCCCCAGCAGUUCUAGAGCCCCACUGUCCAAUAGAGCCACUAUGUGAGUUGUGAAUGUGGAAUCUAGAUUUUUCUAGUAGCCACUUCAGAAAGUGUGGAAGGAAACAGGUGACAUGAACCUUAAUUACAUAUUUUAACCCAACAUUUCAGAAUGUUAUUUUAACAGGUAAUCAGCAUUAAAAAUAUUAAAGAGCUAUGUUACAUUCUUGUUUCUGCUAAGACUUCAAAAAUCAGAAGUGUGUUUUUGACCCGCAACACACCUCAGCUUGGAUGCAUGCUCACUGUC